UUCACUGUACGGGCGGAAUGAGCGAAAAUAAUCACCAUGCGACAACAGACACAGAUAUCACCCAGGAAACUGAAGGGGAGAGAACAGUCCAUAUUCGAGCUAGGAAGCGUGGGCGACCGCAAAAGGCCAUAGGAGCGUCGCUGGAAAAAGACAAAAAGGAGAAACGACGUGCACAAAUUCGUCUGGCACAACGAGCUUAUCGAUCCCGUAAAGAUGCAGAUACAGAGUCUCUGAAUCAACGUGUUGCGCAGCUGGAAACUGCAGCACAGACGAUAAGCGAAGCGGUGAUCACACUCAGCGAUAUCCUGCUAGAAUCUGGAGUUCUCACCUCACACCCCAAACUUGCCGAGCAUCUGGGCGAGACUGUACAUAUAUGUCUCGCUUUGACGAAAGAUACUAGCGAUGAGCAUAAUCAGGAGACUCCCAGAGAAUCGCAGCUCCCAUCUCCCGCAGACGUCUCGCUCGCUUUAUUGGAUCCAUCACCGUUCCAUUUAAGCUACUAUCCUAGCUCCCUAUUCAUGUUCAAGCCAGGUGACGUCGCGGUGAUGGAAGUGCCACAGUUUAUAGAGCAACUCAGAAUUGCCUGUCUCUAUGAAGGAUCGUUGAUGCUCAACAAUCCUUCUAUCCCUCCAGAGGCUUUACGAAGACCAUUUCGACUGCUUUUGUCCCUCUUUACCAGGGAGACCAUCACAUCCAUCUUCAAUAAUGCCUUGCAAGCUCGACUGCAUAGGAAACUGCCUACAAAUUUCAAACAAGUUCCAUUUGUUCACCCCAGUGCUGCAGGAGAUAGUAAUCCUCAAACCCCAGGCCCAGGCCAAGCACCAGAUCGUCGGCCCAUAGACUUUCACCCACAGUCUGGAGGCCAUGGUCUCCUGUCCGACUUCUCCGCACAAACUCAGAAAGAGCUCGAUGGAGAUUGGUUGGAUGUCCAGGAUUUGGAGAGACACUUGCUUGAAAGGGAUGUGCGUCUCUGUGUGAUACCCCCAAAGGACAGCGUGAAGUCUUCAUCCAAGUUAGUGGUCAACGUCAAAGCGUUGAUAGUAGCACUGGUAAACAAGGGAAUGUGCCUCGGCCAUAGUCCUGGCUUUCGACGCAGUGACGUGGAAGAGGCUCUUAACUCGUCGACCUGGAGAAACGCUUAG
Aspergillus alliaceus is the source of this 1142-nucleotide messenger RNA. Its product is annotated as bZIP transcription factor. The coding region runs from base 18 to 1142 and encodes 374 amino acids. Gene Ontology annotation, molecular function: DNA-binding transcription factor activity. Lineage: Eukaryota; Fungi; Ascomycota; Eurotiomycetes; Eurotiales; Aspergillaceae. Gene Ontology annotation, biological process: regulation of DNA-templated transcription. The transcript is spliced from 4 exons. The record is from RefSeq and is a predicted model, not a curated record.